Glycine soja is the source of this 1581-nucleotide messenger RNA. RefSeq names its product transcription factor-like protein DPB. Gene Ontology annotation, biological process: regulation of transcription by RNA polymerase II; regulation of cell cycle. Lineage: Eukaryota; Viridiplantae; Streptophyta; Magnoliopsida; Fabales; Fabaceae. The transcript is spliced from 9 exons. The coding region runs from base 141 to 1100 and encodes 319 amino acids. Gene Ontology annotation, cellular component: transcription regulator complex; nucleus. Gene Ontology annotation, molecular function: DNA-binding transcription factor activity, RNA polymerase II-specific; RNA polymerase II transcription regulatory region sequence-specific DNA binding. The record is from RefSeq and is a predicted model, not a curated record.
UAAAACGCAGCCUUAGGCGUGAGCGUGAAAAUCAAUAAAUUUUGGAGCGAAAGCGCAGCAUUACGUAUUGCUGUGUUGUGUGGUGUGACUGAGAUAAGAUCAGAUCUGGGCAAUUGUAGAAUCGUGCCCUAGGCCUGGCUAUGGGAGGAGACGAAGAGGAGGAGGAGGUGCUCGGUUCGGGCCAAUCCGCCUCCACCAACAACAGCUUGCCACCUCCCGUCGAUAAAACUAUUCUCAAAUUGAACCAUCUCGACGUACAUGCUGAUGAUGCUGGAUCACACGCUUCUCUUGCCAGUGGCAAGAAGAAAAAGAGAGGCGGUCAACGGGCUGUUGGACCUGAUAAGAGUGGAAGAGGUCUCCGCCAAUUUAGUAUGAAAGUGUGUGAGAAGGUAGAAAGCAGGGGAAGAACCACAUACAAUGAGGUGGCGGAUGAGCUUGUUGCUGAAUUUUCUGAACCAAGCAAUAGUGAAUUGCCCCCUGAUCAGCAACAAUAUGAUGAAAAAAACAUCCGCCGAAGGGUCUAUGAUGCUCUGAACGUUCUCAUGGCAAUGGAUAUUAUUUCCAAGGACAAAAAGGAAAUUCAAUGGAGGGGCCUUCCUCGUACUACUGUGAAUGAUAUUGAAGAACUAAAGACAGAGCGGCUUGGGCUCAGGAAUAGAAUUGAAAAGAAAACAGCCUAUCUGCAGGAGCUUGAGGAGCAAUUCAUAGGUCUUCAGAACCUUAUUCAACGAAACGAGCAGUUAUAUAGCUCAGGAAAUCCUCCCAGUGGAGGUGUAUCUUUACCUUUUAUUUUGGUACAGACACGCCCUCAUGCAACUGUGGAAGUGGAAAUAUCAGAAGAUAUGCAGCUUGUUCAUUUUGAUUUCAAUAGCACUCCUUUUGAGCUGCAUGACGACAAUUAUGUUCUCAAGGCAAUGAAAUUUGGUGAGAGACCACAAGAUGAUAAUAUGACACACAAUCUUACUGACGGAGGUGAAGUUUCUAGCAUGUCAGGCUUGUGUCAGCCACAGACUCCUACAAAUCUUAAUGUGUCAAAUAGACCUCCAACAUCACCUCCUCUCCCUGGCAUACUAAAGGCAAGAGUUAAGCAAGAGCAUUAAUUGUAAGGUUAUCAUAUUUAUGUUGCCUUAUGUAAAAGCAUGUUUGUAUAUUUUGUAGAGAAAUUUGCUGCAGUUGAUAGACCGUCAUAAUAGUUAUUCAUCAGUACAGCCAAGUCAUUCUCUAGGUUAGAAGCAGACUGCUAUGUCCUCUUUGUUAGGGGUAGACUUCGGCACAUUCUUUGCCUAUCAUCCUUCAUUUACUACCUUAAUUUUUCUUUUUUGUUUUCCCACAUAUUUUCACUGUAACCUUUCCCCCCCUCUGUAGUGAGAGAAAUCGGUUUGUAAUAGUCCAUAGAUCAUGGAACGGAAAUACGGAAUCCAGCAGCAUAGGAUUAAUCUUGGAAGUCACCGAUUUAUAGUGUACAGUUUUCCAGCUUAGUAGGUAUCUGGACUAAUGCUUCUUGUUUGUUUUGUAGCAUUUACUAGGGUACUUUUGCUAUUUCAAAAUAACUUUGAUGGAAAUUUUACGUAUUACGCAUGA